Messenger RNA from Symbiodinium natans, 810 nucleotides. NCBI's taxonomy places the organism in Eukaryota, Dinophyceae, Suessiales, Symbiodiniaceae. The record is from the annotation of a GenBank genome assembly.
AUGACAGCGCUCAUGUGUCGUGUUGGCGAGUCUGCUGGUUGGCAGCCCGCGGCAAAAGCAACAGCUUCACAAGUCACGAUGCCGCAUGGGUGCUGUCGCUGUGACGCAGCUGGGCCGCCCUUUACGUUGGGAAGCCUUGUUUCUCGUAAUUGUGUUGCUUUUCUCCAGUUGAAGCUUCAAGCUUCAAACUUCAAAACCCUGGAGGAGGAGUACGCGUCCUUUGCAUCGGUCAUGGAGGACAUGACGGCAUCCUGGGUCUUUUCAGCUUUUAUUGUACUGCAGCCGUCGGUCAACGCCUCGCAGGCGACUGCAGUCUCCUUCGAGCAGGUGGUAACUCAGCUGUCCCUGAAGGGCCAGCAGAAGCGCUUGUCAAGCCGGCAUCAGAAGCUGCAUCACACCCUCCGGGAACUGCACAGCAUGCGCUACAAGCUGAAUGACGAGGCAAAGCCUUGGAUGUCCGAUGGAGAAGUUCUUUGGUCGAAGAUUCUUGUCAACUUUGGCUUCAUCAUCUUCGAGUCCGAUCGAGAUUCCAAGUGCUACCCGCACUACGCGGGCAGCUGGGAUACUUGCCCGCACCGGAGCGAACUGCUUCAGUGGCUGCGGGUGACGAACAUCUCGUUUCUGGCCAUCUACACGGUGGAGGCGCUAUGUCGCGCCUUCGUGGAGCGUGCCUGGUCCGAGGGCUAUGGCACCCGGUACUUCUGCAACCGAUGGAACAUUCUGGAUCUUCUGACCGUGCUUUUGGGCUGGCCCAUGGUGCUAUCCCUUGGCCUCUUGCUUGCUUAUGCCGAUGGACUCUUUCGGCCGUAG